This is a messenger RNA of Corylus avellana, 1101 nucleotides long. RefSeq names its product putative pectinesterase 63. Lineage: Eukaryota; Viridiplantae; Streptophyta; Magnoliopsida; Fagales; Betulaceae. Gene Ontology annotation, biological process: cell wall modification; pectin catabolic process. Gene Ontology annotation, molecular function: pectinesterase activity. The record is from RefSeq and is a predicted model, not a curated record.
AUGGUUGAAAAAGUGACAUCUAUCGCACUCCAUGUGGCUCUCACGACAAUUCUCCUUGUUGCAUCCCUUGUCAUGUCGGAUGAUACGGCGCCGGCGCCCGCCGACAAGUCACAACUAGACAACUGGUUCAACAGCAUUGUCAAGCCCUACACGCAGAGAGCGGCUACUCUAGACCCUGCACUCGUGGCGGCUGAGAAUAGUUCUAAAGUUAUUAAGGUUAGCAAAACCGGGGGAGGGAAUUUCAAUACCGUCUCUGACGCCAUUAAAAGCAUUCCGCCGGGGAAUACAAAACGUGUCAUUGUGCAUAUUGGACCUGGAGUAUACGAUGAGAGAAUUAGAAUUGACUGGACUAAGCCUUUUGUUACUUUCUACGGAUCGCCGGCAAAUAUGCCAACUUUGACAUCUUCUGGGACGGCGGCACAGUAUGGAACAGAUGAUAGUGCCACCUUGGUUGUCGAAUCUAAUUACUUUGUUGCUGCAAACAUUAUUCUUGUGAAUUCUGCGCCAAGGCCUGGGAACGGCAAAAGUGGAGGGCAGGCACUUGCAAUGAGGAUCGCUGGCGACAAGGCUGCCUUCUAUAAUUGCAAGUUCAAAGGAUUUCAGGAUACCGUCUGUUCCGACCAUGGCAACCAUCUCGUUAAGAACUGCUACAUUGAAGGCACUGUCGAUUUCAUUUUUGGGAGUGGCACUUCUCUUUAUUUGAAUACUGUAUUAAAUGUACCUGGGGAUGGUGGGUUCACGGCGAUCACAGCACAUGGGGAACUUCCCUCGGAGACCAAUGGAUUCUCGUUUGUGCAUUGCAGCGUAACAGGCACUGGAAAUGGUACAUACUUGGGAAGAGCAUGGAGACCCUAUUCCAGAGUGAUUUACUCCUACACUACCAUGAGCGGCAUUGUCAAUCCUCUUGGAUGGAGUGAUAACUCACACCCAGAACGUGACAGAACCGUUUACUAUGGAGAAUACAAAUGCUCAGGACCGGGUUCAGAUCUUUCUCGCCGUGUCCCGUAUACAAAGAAAUUGAGUGACAAUGAAGCCCGACCAUUCCUCGCCCUUCACUUUAUUCAGGCUUCCUCAUGGUUGCUCCCUCCUCCAACGCUGUAA